AUGAGCUCUGCGUUCUUUCGGCGUCCUGGCGAGGACAGUUCGAGCUCGGACUCAGAAUCAAGUGCGGAGGAAGUCGAGAUUGAGGAGCCUUCCACCAAGGAUACCGAGGGCGAUCUCAACAGUAAUGACAUCGAACUCGCUACCACUGAGUCCAUCCCUACCGAUGCCAGCGUUGCCCUCCCGCACACGGAUGAAGAUAGAAAUGUGCUAGAUGUUGAUCAACACCGCAACAACAUGCUUACAGCACUGCUCGAGGACUACUACAAGAAUCGAGCUACGGAUCUUCUGAAUUCCACACAUCCUGAUGCCAGCUUCACACGCGACUCUGCAGAAGUGCAGGCGCUAGCUCGUGAGCUGUACUCGGAUGCCAGCCACACGCUGGCUCAGAAUGGCAUCAUACCGUCACCCCAUGCCACCAACAGCCGUUCUGCACAGAACCGUAAUUACCUCUCGGUGCUUGACAGCAUUGCCCUGAGGAACAUCAAAGACGUCGGGAUCUCGCGUGCGCAACAGAAUCUACAACUCCGAGAAGGAGAUGCUAGCCUUGCUCUUGUGGGGGUAAAUAAGCGUCCCGCAACACAGCAUGCAGCUUACAGUGAAGCAUCAUUAGGCAAUCUCAUCAUGAGUACUGGUCAUAUGGGCAUCUCAUCCCCUCAUGCAGACAGGGCUCUCACCGUCUCGCGGCCUCAGCAGCAAAGUCACUACGAGUCAAGUUUUCAACAGCUCAAGCUGCUAGGCAAAGGAGGUUUUGGACGCGUCUAUCAUGCCCACAGCCUGUUUGAUAGGAAAGAGUACGCAAUCAAGAAAAUUCCUCUGAGCCCUCGCUUGACUCGGAGCUACCAGCAAGGUGGGCAUGCGGAGCUUGAUAGCGUUCUGAGGGAAGUGCAAGCGCUCGCGCAGUUGGACCACAGCAAUGUCGUUCGGUAUCAUGCCACCUGGAUCGAGGAACCAAGAUCCUCGCCCAGACUUUCGAGCGGUCCGAUGCACACCUCUCUUCCACUGAACCGUCGGCGGUUGCUCGCAGAUCGACCACACGAAUCUCCGAGACCAGCCCUGCCGGAACAGAGCGAAGGUAUUGUUUUCGGCUUCGACAGCUCACGCCGGCCCUCCUAUGCCAAUGACGUAGCGAGUGGCUGGUCCAUCGACGACGCACUCGACAAAAGUACGUCGAUUCGAGAAUCGCAAAUUUUCACGGACGGGCUAGUACAAGGGAGUGCCAGCACUGAAUCGAACGUUGAUGACACUGUCUGUGUACUUCAUGUACAGAUGUCACUCUAUCCAAUGACCUUAUCGCAGUACCUGGCUCCGCUUUCAGCAACGGCAAGCAGUGCCCCCGGGUCGCCUCAGCGACGGCAUUGCUUCCAUCUCGUACCCUCGCUUCGCAUCAUUCUAGGCAUUCUAUGUGGCCUGCAAUAUAUCCACGCCAAAGGUCUCAUCCAUCGUGACAUCAAGCCCGGAAAUAUCUUCCUGUCGCACGUCGAUCAAUCAACCGGCUAUACGACCUCUGAGGGGUUCUACGACGUCGGCUCAUGCUCUGCUUGCCCUGACUACCACGAGUAUCACGUCAAUCCUCGCAUCGGCGACUUUGGGCUCGUAGCAGAGCUCGCGCGGUCUGACGUUAAGAUCGACAGUCCCACAAGCCCAUCUUCGUCACCGGCGAAACUCGUGGGAACAGAGUACUACAGGCCGCCUCAGCCAACGGACGGCGACGGGCACAAGGCGAAACCCGCCGUCGAUGAGAAAGUCGAUGUCUAUGCCAUGGGCGUGAUCCUGGUCGAGCUUUUGUGGCAGUGCAACACCAGCUCUGAGCGGCUGCACGUCCUGAGAGACCUGCAGAGGGGACGGCUCCCAAAGGCACUGGCGGCUACGAUUGAGAGCGAGGGUCAUGAGCCAGGCCUCGGGGAGACGGUCAAGGACUGCAUUCGCGGCAUGAUCGUGCCGGACGACAAGGCGCGCUGGACUUGUCUGCGGGUGGAGCAGUGCAUACAAGAUGUCCUGAGAAAGUGCAAGACGAGGAUGGAUGUGACCAAUCUCACCAAGGUUCGGUGCCUGAAUGGGACUGAAGACUCAGCGGGCGCGACGGUUGAAGUGGUAGACGACUGA
Messenger RNA from Cyphellophora europaea CBS 101466, 2103 nucleotides. RefSeq lists its product as uncharacterized. The coding region runs from base 1 to 2103 and encodes 700 amino acids. NCBI's taxonomy places the organism in Eukaryota, Fungi, Ascomycota, Eurotiomycetes, Chaetothyriales, Cyphellophoraceae. The transcript has a single exon. Gene Ontology annotation, biological process: protein phosphorylation. Gene Ontology annotation, molecular function: ATP binding; protein kinase activity. The record is from RefSeq and is a predicted model, not a curated record.